ACAGCACUGCAAACUUUGACCUUUGCAGACUUGUCUUGUUGCCCCUCUCUCGGCCUCAGUACGGGGAGGCAGAAUGGAGGAGGAAGAGACGGGAGCUCAGAGCAGAGGGAGGAGACGGGGAGGGAGAGGCACGGAGCCUCAGAAGAGGGCGCGUGACUUCAUUCUCGUCAGCGAGUUCUCGGAGCAUGUGGGCCCCGUUCCUGUGAUGGUGAAGCCGGAAGGGGGAGAUGGUUUGUUCAACACCAGUUCGUUCUCCGUUCGGAUCAUGUCCAGUGAUAUGCAGAGGGCACUAACUGGAGGUUGUUUUUCGUUCUGCGAAGACACCCAAAUGGUGCUAUCAGAGAGAAUGGAUGGCCUCUAUGCCUAUGUCCACUACUUCAGUCUGUAUGACAUCAAUGCCAGAGGUUACGUGAGGCAGUUUGCCAUCAGCUACAUCACUUCCAGCCUCAAGUUGGUCUUCCUCCCUUUCAUCCCACCUCACACACUCACACACACACACACACCCACACUCACCAAUUUCCCACCAUGCUCUCUUUCCAUCCUACCCACACUUCAGGAAGAUCACAGACAACUUCACUGAUCUACUGGAGAAAUUUUCAGAGGUGACAAAAAUGUUGUGUUGUGGCAAUCACAAGGUUUUUGGAAAAGACGUGGAACACCGCCUUGCCGACUUAGAGUUCACCAAAGAGUUGAUCAGUCAGGAGGGGUGGACUGCUGAGAACACAGAGUCUUCAUCUCUCUACAAAGAGUUUGACUUCAGCAAGGAGAAUGUUCCCGAACGUGACCCUUCCGUCGUGGAGAGUGGCAUGACAGAGAUGAAGACGAUCAUGGAAUCACUCACGAGAGAAAUGGAGAAGGAUUGUCACCAGCAGAUGCAGCUGCUACUGGAGAGCAAGAGACGGAGUUUCCAGAAGUUGAUGGCUCAGUAUUCACCGGCCCCUCCUACCAACACCAAUGGAAUCAGCGGUCAGACAACGGCUACCAUUUGUAUCUAUUUUCCUCCUUGUUCAUUACAUCAUCUAGUCUAACCUCUGUUCCUCUGUACUUUUUCAUAGGUGUCCCUUUCUCGUCUAUUUCAUUGGUCAUUACAUCAUAUUGUUUACUGUUAACCCUUUCCCCACUGCAGAUGCUGACUGUUCCUGUCCCAGACCUCUAGUGAACAAUCUCUCAAUGAAUCUCCUCGCUCUGAGUUGAGUCUCUCCAGUGAAUCAUCUCACUAUCAGCCUCAGAGAGCUAUGGCUCACUACGUCCAAAGAUUCGAGCGACGGUUGAGAGACCUCAAGGAACUCACGUCAAAGGCUUAUCUGGUUGCCAUGGAGAAAAUGGAUUUUGUUUACAAGCACUUCAGUAGAUCAGAGAGUGCCCUAGAGAUGGAGAAAGAAGAAACAGAGUUUCUCUACCCCCAUUCCUCCAUUCUCACCCUCGGACGAGUGGCAAUCAUGAACGUUCUCGCCAACGUGAUGAUGUCAUCACGACCUCAUCUCCACGAGAUGAAGCCAUACGUCCUGUGUUGCAAAGAAGUGGACCCUUGCAGACGUGUGGCUCUGCCCACUGAUCAACUUGACCUUUUGACCUCUCACGGGGGGUUCGACAAGACCUUUGCCGAAGAUUCCAAUGCUCUGAACAAAUGUCCGCUCUACUUGAAUCCAGCCGUAACGACGUGUGCCCCGCUACUACCAGACAAUCUCUCCACUCCUCUAGCUGCGUAUUACGAACUGGACCACAGCACUCUCUCCGGGGAACCUCGUCUGCUGCCGGUGAUAACAGGGGCGGAGGAGAGGGAAGGGGGAGGAGGGGGAUUAUCGCAGGUUCUGUCCAGUGGAGAGUACACUAGUGGAAACAGUCCCGGCUUCCAUACACCACAGGAAUUCACUCCGGGGAAUUCCCCUAGAUCCAGUACAGUAGAGGCGGAGUCGAGAUCGGACGGUGACCACACCCACCUGCUGACCUCGUCAAGCCCCGCCCAAAGCUCUCUGCUACUCAGCAGCAGUACCUCCCCGAACAGGACAAUAACCAGUUCCACUGUGGGACAACAACAAGAAAAACAGGUUUUGGGCCUGGUCGAUGAUCGGGAAACGGGACAGCGUCCAGUUGAACUCUCCUCGAUUCACGACUCACUGAUACUGGCUGGUAGGAUGGAGGGAGGGGCAACAACAGAGUUGAUAGAAAACGCAAGUUUCUCUCCGCUGGAAGAAACUGCCGCUGCUGGGUGUGGCCAACUGGAGUCGUUGUCAUCGUCAAGGCAACAGGAUUCAAUCACACCAACACAGAGCUUUCAGUCGGAGGUCAAGGUUCGGACCAAGACUCCGCCCCCUGUGACACUCCCUAUUGGAACACCAACUAUACAUCAUACAAAUUCUUUGGAUGUCUUCACAUCUCCUGCAAGAUCCCAGCAAUCUAUGGCGAGCAGUGUGGUCACCUCUCGUGAGAUGACCUUCUCUCCCUCCAGUCUUCUGCCUUCUCCUUACAAGGGAUUGAGAUGUCCUCAGAUUGUCUAUCUUCCCAGAGGGGCCCCCCUACCGUUCCUGCCCUCCCUGGACCAUGUGGAGGGUGAAUACAGGUUCAAGCCAGGCAGAGGGCUCGCCAAGUUCUGCAGAGACCACAUGUGCACCAGAGAUCUCCUCUACUGUCUGCUGCAGGGGAGAACCCUGGUCAUUAUUGGAGACCCCUCCCAGGAGAACCUGAUUCGUAGACUGGUGAGAGUUCUGUGGAUGUUUGUCCCCGGACACUCCAGUGCCCACCAGGUCAUACCGUGGAGAGAAAGACCGCUAUCUCCUGAAGAUAUCGCUAGGUAUAAGUUGGUUGGGUUGUGCCAGAACAGAACAGGAAAACCUCUAGCUCUCCCUCCCCACAUGAAGAAUUACGUCUCGUUCUGGGACUGCAGUCCAGGAGCUGCCAGAGUGUGGACCCCUCCCUACGAGGGGGAGCUUCUCAAACCAAUUCUAAGCAGAACUAGAGAUAAAAAGAAUGAAACAACUUUCCUGACACACAUACACAGUGUUCUAUCAGACCUGGCAAUGCAGCAUAUGUGUACUACCACAGUUACUGUCUUCACAACCCUAGAUAUUUGAGACACAUGUCUCCAGAGACGGCUCCGAUACGACACCACAAGGUCAACGCCACAAAGGAGGAGUCUCGGAAAACUAGAAAGCAGUUUCUUCAACAGCUGGGACUGAAAAGUAGUGAUGCCGACAUUAUUGAGUAUUUUGUCUCUGUGGUUGAGAAGCAACAGUUGGAAGAAUAUUCCGCCGACUCGAACUUUUCAAAUGCGGGAGAUCCGGUCAGAGUUCAACUGAAACACCAGUUGUGUCAGGAGAGCAUCUGCAAACCAAAGAUUCCUUACUGACCCUCCGACUGAUCACUAAACAACCGCUGCUGUGGAUUUUAACUCUUUUCUCACCCACUGUGUCUAACUCUUUCGUACAAAAUCUGUUUUGUUGUAAAAGUCAAUUCUUUGUUGUAAAGUGAGUUUUUGUAAUAAUAAUUUUUUUAAAAUGGAAACAGAAACACGUCAAAAAGACCUAAAAUGUUUUCUAGGUAGUCUUAGAGAGAAGAAUAGGGGUCUUAGUGAGGGGUCCUGCUGGGGGGCUCGAAUUCGAGGGGUCAUUGGUGGCAGGGGGGCGUCCUCUGAGGGGAACAUCCAUUCUGAGAGUGGGGGCAAAGGUACACACGGCCUCGCUCGUCAUUUCCAUGGUGAUGUUUAUCUUCUCUAGGUCCUGCCCCGCCCUCUUGAGGUGAGAGUUCACUUUCUCAAUAGUGGCUUGGUUUCUGCUGAGGUUGUCAUUGACGAUGGUAAGGUUACGACAGGUGGCGUGGUAGAUCCUCAGAACCCUCUCCACUAUGUUCUUCCUCAGACUAGUAUCACUCACGGAGCUUCUUGUGCAGCAACGAGGGCAGAGGGAAGGUUGUGCUGGAGUCUCCAGAGCUGCGUCUGCUGGAGCUGCGAGGAGUGCUUCUCUCGCUACCUGCCUUCUGCGGCCCCGAAAUGGCGGGAACUCGAAGAGUAGUUGCGCCGCUGCCGUCCGUCUGCUCGCUGAUGGAGCCACUCGCAGACGCUCGCGAGUCGUCUUCUUCGUCGGUCUCCGAACCUUCUCCGGCCACCACUCCAGGUACGGGUCUCCCGCCAGUGGAGGACGAGGUGAGUUGACGAAAAGUGGUCUCCAUGCUCGACGUCAUGUGCUCCGUGUUGAUCUCCUCGUCGCUCUCGCUGUCUUCUCCCUGCACGAACGCCAAGCUCUUUUUCUUCUCCAUUUUCUGCUACCCCGUUCAGAAAGGGUUAAAUACGUAU
Molecule: messenger RNA, 4288 nt
Organism: Geodia barretti
Lineage: Eukaryota; Metazoa; Porifera; Demospongiae; Tetractinellida; Geodiidae
Source: the annotation of a GenBank genome assembly